This is a messenger RNA of Tripterygium wilfordii, 792 nucleotides long. Its product is annotated as membrane protein PM19L-like. The transcript is spliced from 4 exons. The record is from RefSeq and is a predicted model, not a curated record. Lineage: Eukaryota; Viridiplantae; Streptophyta; Magnoliopsida; Celastrales; Celastraceae. Bases 101 to 583 code for a protein of 160 amino acids.
CCUCCCAAUGCAAAACUCAUGUAUCUACCACAAACAAGUACUCUUCUUUUCGUUCAUUCUCUCCUCAGCUUUUUAGUUUAAACCAAGUAAAAGUGCUAGAAUGGCAAAUGGGCAGAUGAAAAAUGUUGCUGCUUUGCUUUUGGUACUUAAUUUCUGUAUGUAUGUCAUAGUUCUGGGCAUUGGUGGGUGGGCUAUGAAUAGAGCAAUAGAUCAUGGAUUCAUCAUUGGACCUGGUUACGAGCUUCCAGCGCAUUUCUCGCCCAUUUACUUCCCGAUGGGGAAUGCUGCUACCGGGUUCUUUGUUACAUUCGCGUUGAUCGCUGGUGUUGUGGGUGCUGCCUCUGUAAUCUCUGGUCUUAACCAUAUUCGGUCUUGGUCUGUCGAGAGCUUGCCAUCCGCCUCCACUGCUGCUACCAUCGCUUGGUCUCUCACCGCGCUUGCUAUGGGCUUCGCCUGGAAAGAAAUUGAUCUCAACAUCAGGAAUGCUCGUCUGAGGACAAUGGAAGCAUUUCUAAUCAUACUUACAGUAACACAGCUCCUAUACUUAGCAGCGAUUCACAGUGCAGCGACCAGUCGGAGAUAAACUUGAUUUUUCAGACGAUGUGAGAUAUAUUUGUUUUCAGUUUGUCAUUUUUUUAUUCUGAUAUUGUUUCCAAGUUUACUCAAUUGAUUUGUACAAACCCAGGAAGGGAUUUGGAUUGUUUGUUGUUGUGAGAUUUCUGUAAUUGGUGUGAGAAUUAUUGAUACUUGUUUGAAUGAAAAAUAAAGAACGUGUGAACUACAUGAUCCCUA